UGCACAUUUAACGAUGGUUGGGAUCCAUUAUGGUACAGAAAGAAGAAGAACAUUCACAAUCAUCUUCAAUGGAUAAGAGUUUUCUCUAGCCGAAAGCUAGCUCUUUUGUCAAUAGGAGGUUGAUAAAAGUACUUUUCUUUUUGAAAUUGCCAAGCGAGAAAGUCGCUUUAUUGGCAUCAUUAUCACGACGACACAACCUGCAACCUGACGGUGAGAGGAGAUGCCAGCAGCAGAGGAAUCUCAGGGUGUAAACAAAGUUGUGGACAGCAUUUGUAAACUUUCUUCAGAUCUGUUGGCUGAAGCAUGUCGCCAUAUUCUGUUUUACCUUCAAGGGCAAACUAGAGGAGUAGACUCAGCUGAAAUUUCUGAUGGAUUUCAGAGAGCUGGAGUCAGAUGUGAUCAUGAAGCUCUGCAGAACAUUAUCAGAUUCCUCUUGUUAACAUUCAGGUCAGCUGGGAAGAGUAACCUCUCUGGGGACAACCUUGUGUCAAAGCUUGAAGAAGGCAGCAAUAAGUGGCCCAAAGCUUCCCUUCAGGUGCUGCACAGGUUGUGGAGUGAACAUGGUGCAUCGGUCCAUGCUCAGCAGGAGGUCCAGGCAGCGCUCAGCAUCGGUCAGUUAGUGGACAUGCAGUGGAAGCUUGGCAUGUCAGUGAGCUCCGACACCUGCCGAUCUCUCAACUCCCCAUAUGUGACUCCUGUUAAAAUCGUUGAACCCUCUGGACAGAUCUGUCAGAAGUCUUUUGAGAUGACAAUUCUACAGUUCCAGAACUUCCACAAGCAGUUCAAGGAGAUGGCAGCUGUUAUGGAGACUGUGUGAUGGAUGCAAGCACACAUCGGAGCUAAGGAACUUGUCGAAAUGACACCCCAGUUUACAUGUAACGAUUGGUAGAACAGCUUGGCACAGGUGUGUGUCUUCUGUCUCAAAUUGUGGAUAAAUAUUAGGACAAAUGUCUGCUUAGCACUUUAAUCUUUUUCGUACAUUGCUUAAGCUCCUGCAUUAUUUAUCAUGAGGACGUCCAGCUGUUUGAAAUUGUUUCAAAAAUGCUGUCCUCACUUUUUAACUCCAAGAAGCAAGUUUACUUUUUCCCAUGAACUAGUGUAUAAUGACAAUACAUGUCAAUCAGUAAUACUACAUAUACUGUCAUAGGAUUUUGUUUGUUCUGUUCAAGAUUGGUGCUGUUGAUCUGUAUUGCGUUAUUCAGAGAGAUGCAAUACAAUUUAACAGCACCAGAAACUAUAUCCUCCAAAUCGACCAAAUAGUUACAUCAACACCGCUCUAAAACAGAAGAAGAAAAUAUGUACCACAUAAUCUCUAUGAAGGUAGGGUGCCUUUGCAGGAUUGUUGUAUUAAUAUAAGCGUUCUCUUUGUAUACAGUAUGUGUAAAUUAUGAAAACUUACUUUUGUGUUGCAUUUCCUGGUAAUGCUGAAACGGCUACUGUGUGUAACUGUGGAAGCUUUUGCUUUUUUUGUUCUGUGGUUAGUCUUCUCUUGUAUGUCAUGCAACAAUGAUGAACAAAACUAUUAAAUAUAAACCUUCA
Messenger RNA from Eleginops maclovinus (Patagonian blennie), 1539 nucleotides. RefSeq names its product COMM domain containing 6 (gene commd6). Gene Ontology annotation, molecular function: NF-kappaB binding. Lineage: Eukaryota; Metazoa; Chordata; Actinopteri; Perciformes; Eleginopidae. The record is from RefSeq and is a predicted model, not a curated record.